Molecule: messenger RNA, 603 nt
Organism: Penicillium malachiteum
Lineage: Eukaryota; Fungi; Ascomycota; Eurotiomycetes; Eurotiales; Aspergillaceae
Product: C-terminal helicase domain-containing protein
Exons: 1
Coding region: 1-603 (200 amino acids)
Molecular function (GO): 5'-3' DNA helicase activity
Source: RefSeq, a predicted model, not a curated record
AUGAUGACUGAAGACCAUUCUUGCGACUGCAUCUGUACGGUCCCUUUCAAAAUUGGAGCAGAAAGUGAUAGAAGUCACGCCAUUCUAGACUUCUUCAACAGGGCUGUAUAUGGUGGACAGCUAAGAGCUGGGCCAUGCAACAACCAGGUGAAGCGCGUCGGUCAUGUGUGGGAUAGCUUUACAGCAACCCGCACAUGUCUUCGGAAUACGGACUCACUGGGCAUCGCCGAGACUAAUGAUGUGUCUUUCAGGAACCCCAGCCAAGGGUCACUCUAUGGAUUCAAGCUAGAGUCUGGAGAACAAAUCACGUCUGAGGAUGUGUUGAUUGUUACUCCUUAUAAGGCCCAGCGAGACUUCAUCAGGGGGACCCUUCACCAGAAUGGUGUUCCUUACAGGGAUUGCCUGAUUGUGGAUGCACCGCAAGGACAAGAGGCACCUGUAGUCCUUUUUGUCAGGACGAAGCCAGAGUCAGAUCCGCUGAAACUUGGAUUUUUAGCCGAUAAACAAAGGCUUAAUGUGGGAUUAAGCAGAGCACAAAAAGCUCUUGUAAUCAUUGGCAACCUCAAGGACACAGCGGAUAGAAUGAUCUCGAGACCCAAUUAA